CUUAAAGUAGCUACAUCAAUAUGCCCUUUGGAUUAACACAUCGUGAACUGAUCCAGUAUACUCAAGCGGAACAACCAGAUGUUCUUCAACUUGGAGUCAUAGAUACCGUGAUAGAGGUACUGAUGGAUCAUUAUGAAAAAUGUGAAGAGGAAAGAAUUCUAAAUUUGGCUGAAGUUGAACGUAAACGUAUGAAAAAUUUGGAGGCUGAGACAGAAUUAAAACACAUGAACUUAUGCAUAAAGCGUCCAGCUAAGUCACACUGUGUGAAACCACAAACAAAGAUUCGAAAACCAAGUGUACAUUGGAUGAAUACCCUAAAACCUGGGGUAAAUCCUGCACCAAGGUCAGAUAAAAAACAAGAUGGUGAAUACUUAGCAGAACAAAGAGGAAACAUCCAAAAUCAUCCAUUGAAGACCGAAAGUGAUCAAAACAGCAUUUCUAAUAAGUCAGAUCAUUCACAAAAACAACUUAAAUCAGAUGAAGAUGCAAAUUUACACUUGCCAUUUGGUAUGGUCAGAUAUCCAACACCUAGAACAAGGAAAUUUCUAGAAGCGCAGACUAAUGAAUUACUGUAUGGUCUUGCCAAUCAAAUCGUUUUCUUAUCAUCCGAACAUGGUGAGCAUAAGUAGAAGCGCACUGAAUAAUUUUAUAUCAUGGCUAUUACAUGAAGUGAGCCUCUAUCCUACAAAAAGUUUGAAAAAACUUUUUAAUUAAGAAAAGUACUUCAACAACAGUUAUGAUGACAGCAGAUGUGACUCCUAAAGUUUUCAUAUUAUAUAUUAUUUUUCGAAUACUGACUAUCAUUUAUGGUUUUUCUGGUCAAUAAUAACUGCAUGCCGCAUACUGAAAGCGCCACAAUAUAAUAAUAAUUUCCUAUAAA
Molecule: messenger RNA, 880 nt
Organism: Trichobilharzia regenti
Lineage: Eukaryota; Metazoa; Platyhelminthes; Trematoda; Strigeidida; Schistosomatidae
Source: the annotation of a GenBank genome assembly